This is a messenger RNA of Scheffersomyces amazonensis, 2577 nucleotides long. It is a transcript of the gene HIS4, whose product is annotated as trifunctional histidinol dehydrogenase/phosphoribosyl-AMP cyclohydrolase/phosphoribosyl-ATP diphosphatase. The record is from RefSeq and is a predicted model, not a curated record. Gene Ontology annotation, cellular component: cytoplasm; cytosol. Gene Ontology annotation, biological process: L-histidine biosynthetic process. The transcript has a single exon. NCBI's taxonomy places the organism in Eukaryota, Fungi, Ascomycota, Pichiomycetes, Serinales, Debaryomycetaceae. Gene Ontology annotation, molecular function: phosphoribosyl-AMP cyclohydrolase activity; metal ion binding; NAD binding. Bases 1 to 2577 code for a protein of 858 amino acids.
AUGUCGUUUCCAGUGUUGCCAUUCGUUGACCCUGUUGUCGACAAGGAAGCCAUCCAGAAGUUUUCGUUUAUCGGGAAUGUUUUAUUACCAUUGAAAUCUGUUCAAAUCUCAAAGUAUUUUGCUAGUCAAUUUCCCCACCACCUUGAAGUUUAUGUUGAUGCUGAAGAUGAACCAAUCGAUAUUGAUAAAGUAAUUGAAUUAUUAAAUAAUGGAGUUAGUAGAGUUUUUAUUAAUGAAUCUGAUGUUGAAUCAAUUAUUUUUUCAAAUGAUUUACCAACUAGUAGAUUUGCAGUUAGAUUACUGUCAGAUGAUGUUUCAGAAGCUUUAUUAAAUUCUCAAGUUUCAUUUGUUUUAACUAAGGUUCACCCUGAUAUUAAAUCAUUAAUAAAUAAUGGGAAUAGAACAGUUUAUUAUGAUGCUCCAUCUAUUGGAGAAAAAUCUGCUCUUGAAUUAGUAAGUCAAGGUUAUACUCCAAUAAUUUCCAGUAAAAAAUUAACUUUAUUAGCAUUAGAAACUGGUAAAAUAUCAGUAUCUGAAUUAUUUGUUAGUACUUUAAAUACUGAUCGUUCUGAUGGACUUUAUACUACUUUAAUUACUAGUCCAGCUCCAAGUUAUACAGCCUUGGGAGUUGUUUAUUCUUCUAAAGCUUCUUUAAAAGCAGCUAUUGCUGAAAAAGUUGGAGUAUAUCAAUCAAGAAGACGUCCUGAUAGAUUAUGGUAUAAAGGUCAAACCAGUGGUGCGACUCAAAAAUUAGUUAAAAUUGAAAAGGAUUGUGAUUCAGAUAUAGUUAAAUUUAUUGUUGAACAAAAGGUUGGUUCAGGUUUCUGUCAUCUUGAAAGUAAUUAUACAUGUUUUCACGAUGGUCAAUUAGAUAAUAAAGAUGAAGGUUUUGGUAUAGGUUUAAGUAAAUUAGAUUCCACUUUAGCUAAAAGAAAAGAAUCAGCUCCUGAAGGAUCUUAUACUCAAAGAUUAUUUAAUGAUGAAAAAUUAUUAAUUUCCAAAUUAAAGGAAGAACUUGAUGAACUUAUCGAAGCUGGUCAAAACAAAGAUACUAAUGAAGUUGCAUGGGAAAGUGCAGACUUAUUUUAUUUUGCUAUGGUUUGGGCUGUAAAACAUGGUGUUAGAUUAGCAGAUAUUGAAAAGAAUUUAGAUAUUAAAUCUAAAAAAGUUACUAGAAGAAAAGGUGAUGCAAAACCUGCUUAUCAAGAAAAGGAAUUACCUAAAAUUCCAGCCGAACCAGUCUUACCAGACUAUAAAUUACAAAUAAUUGAAAAUGCUCAUAAUAAUGAAAAAGGUCUUCAAAAGGCUUUAUCAAGACCAGUUCAAAAGACUUCAGAUAUCAUGAAAUUAGUUUUACCUAUAAUUCAACAAGUUCAAAAAGAUGGUGAUGAUGCCUUAAUUCAAUUAACUGCCAAAUUUGACGGUGUUAAAUUGGAUUCUCCAGUAUUAAAUGCUCCAUUCCCACAAGAAUUAAUGAAUAUUUCUCAAGAAAUGAAAGAAGCUAUUGAUUUGUCUAUUUCAAAUAUUGAAAAAUUCCACUCUGCUCAAUUACCUAAAGAUCCAUUUAUGACAGUUGAAACUGCUCCAGGAGUUUAUUGUUCAAGAUUUGCUAAACCAAUUGAAAAUGUUGGUUUAUAUGUUCCUGGUGGAACUGCUGUGUUACCAUCAACUGCUAUGAUGUUAGGUGUUCCAGCCAAAGUUGCUGGAUGUCAAAAUAUUAUUGUUGCUUCUCCACCUUCUAAACAAACAGGUAAAUUAACUCCGGAAGUUGUUUACGUUGCUCAUAAAAUUGGUGCUAAAUCUAUUGUUUUAGCUGGUGGAGCUCAAGCUGUUGCUGCUAUGGCUUAUGGUACUGAAAGUGUAUUAAAAUGUGAUAAAAUCUUAGGCCCAGGUAAUCAAUUUGUUACUGCUGCUAAAAUGCAUGUACAAAAUGAUACUCAAGCCUUAUGUUCAAUUGAUAUGCCUGCUGGACCAUCAGAAGUUUUAGUUAUCGCUGAUGAUAAAGCUGAUGCUGAUUUUGUUGCUUCUGAUUUAUUAUCUCAAGCUGAGCAUGGUGUUGAUUCUCAAGUUAUUUUAAUUGGAGUUAAUUUGAGUAAACAAAAGUUAAAUGAAUUUGAAGAGGCUGUAAAGAAACAAGCUGAAGUUUUACCAAGAAAAGAUAUUGUUGCUAAAUGUUUAACACAUUCUUUUAUCUUAUUAGUGGAUACUUAUGAACAAGCAUUUGAAUUAUCUAAUAAAUAUGCUCCUGAACAUUUAAUACUUCAAAUUGAAAAUGCUCCAUCAUAUGUCCCAGAUUAUGUUCAAAAUGCUGGUUCAGUAUUUGUUGGAGCUUUAUCUCCAGAAUCCUGUGGUGAUUAUUCUAGUGGUACUAAUCAUACUUUACCUACAUAUGGUUAUGCUAAACAAUAUUCCGGAGUUAAUACUGCUACUUUCCAAAAAUUCAUUACUUCUCAAGAAGUUACAGAAAAGGGAUUACAGAGUAUAGGUAAAGCCGUCAUGACUUUGGCUGAAGUUGAAGGUUUAGAAGCUCACAGAAAUGCUGUCAAUGUUAGAAUGCAAAAAUUAGGAUUAAUUUAA